GACUGACUGAUGAAAGUGAUGUUAAAAGCUUGGCUGGCUGCGCGCGCGCGUGUGCGUUAAAGCUUCGGGUGCAGGAGAGAGUGGGAGGAGCAGGGAGUACUCCAGUCCAAUCCGAGUAAAGCCUCCUCUGCACGCUCUUCCCUCCCUCCCUCCGCCGGCAGAAAGCAGUGAAACCCUCCCAUAGGUGAGAGCGCAGAUGUCAUGAGAAAAGCGGCCACACGACCAGAGCGCACCGAGCGACGCACCGACAGACCUCAGCCCGCCUCCCUGCGCCCCGGCUUGGGAUGCUUUUAGCGCAGAGACGCUUCCGCACAGGGCAGCCCGUGGACGCACAACCUCCAUCCACGCUCUCGUCGUCGUUGCUGUUGUUAUUUUUGAACGAGGAUCUUUCCCUCCGCGCUUUGUAGAAAGUGUUUAUGUUUGUUUCUUCAUGACUGCUGCUUUGGGAAGCGAGCCUCAGCACCAGCUCCUGCAACGCCAACACGAUGCGAGCCCAAAUCGAAGUUAUACCAUGCAAAAUCUGUGGAGACAAAUCAUCCGGAAUCCAUUACGGAGUCAUUACGUGUGAAGGAUGUAAGGGUUUCUUCAGACGGAGCCAGCAGAACAAUGCCUCGUAUUCCUGCCCCCGCCAGAGGAACUGCCUCAUCGACAGAACAAACCGCAACCGCUGCCAACACUGCCGCCUGCAGAAAUGUCUUGCACUAGGAAUGUCCAGAGAUGCUGUUAAGUUUGGCCGCAUGUCAAAGAAGCAACGUGACAGCCUGUAUGCAGAGGUGCAGAAGCACCAGGCCCGGCUGCAGGAGCAGCGGCAGCAGCAGACUGGUGAAGCUGAAGCACUGGCUCGUGUUUACUCCACCAGCCUAACCAACGGACUAUCCACGCUCAAUCAUGAAAUCGGAGGGACAUAUGCCAAUGGUCACGUCAUAGACCUACCCAAAGGCGGCCAUAGUAACGGAGGUGGAAUUCCAGGGGGCUACUAUGGGAUGGAUUCUACCCAGCCGUCUCCAGAUCAGUCGGGUUUGGACAUGUCAGGCAUGAAGCACAUUAAGCAGGAGCCGGUUUAUGACCUUACCCCCGUACCCAACCUCUUCAGCUACGGAGGCUACCAGGAAAGUCAUCUCGGGCCUAACAAUGUCAGCAUGGGAGAGCUCGAUCGUAUUGCUCAAAAUAUUAUCAAGUCUCAUUUGGAGACUUGUCAGUACACAACAGAAGAGCUCCAGCAGCUGGCUUGGCAGACACAUUCCUAUGAAGAGAUCAAAAUGUACCAGAGCAAGCCCCGGGACGUGCUGUGGCAGCAGUGUGCCAUCCAGAUUACCCAUGCAAUCCAGUAUGUAGUGGAGUUUGCCAAGCGCAUCUCAGGCUUCAUGGAACUGUGCCAGAAUGACCAAAUCCUCCUACUCAAGUCAGGUUGUUUGGAGGUAGUGUUGGUCAGGAUGUGCAGAGCCUUUAACCCCCUCAACAACACUGUGCUCUUUGAAGGAAAGUACGGUGGCAUGCAGAUGUUCAAAUCUCUAGGUUGUGACGACUUAGUAAGUGCAGUGUUUGACUUUGCCAAGAGUCUGUGCUCACUGCAGCUAACAGAGGAGGAGAUUGCUCUUUUUUCGGCAGCUGUACUAAUUUCUACAGAUCGACCCUGGCUGAUGGAACCUCGAAAAGUUCAGAAGCUCCAGGAGAAGAUCUACUUUGCUCUUCAACACAUUAUGCAGAAGAACCACAUGGAUGAAGAUGCACUGGCUAAGCUGAUCAGCCGAAUCCCAACACUGUCAGCUCUGUGCACGCUCCACACGGAGGAGCUCCAGGCCUUCCAGCAACUCCACCCAGAAACGGUCAACGUCCUCUUUCCUCCGCUCUACAAAGAACUUUUUAACCCUGACCCUAACUCCGCCAUGGUUAUGCCCAAGUGACUGCCUGUGGUCCAAAUGCAGCAAACAGCAAAAGACCAAGAAAUUAAGUUUGUUUCAAUCGACAAGAAGACUGAGGCCACGUCAACUACGCCAUCGUUGUGGCAACGGCAGAUUCCCGAGCUCCCCCAGGCUCAUUUCAGGCUCCAUCUCCAAGAAACUCUGAGUUACAGCCAACAAUACCAGGAAUGUCCAGCACUUACCCCAUCCUGUUCACCGCUACAGUCUGAAGAAUGUAUAUAUGAACAAAGCGUGCCCCAAGCCACAGCCUAAAUGGGGCUUCCAGUUGUCUCCUUAAUUGAACUGACUCACCAGAAAUGUACAGACUUUGAAACGACUAGGAACAAUUUUAAACUGUCAAUUUAAAAAAAAAAAAGUCGGUAAGUUAAUUUGAUUCAACUUUCUUAAAACUUUUUUUUCCUUUGUUAAGACAUUUUCAAGUUGAAACAACUGGGUGGGGUAGGGAACUGUGGAGAUAGAAAAGCUACUGUAGAUACUCUUCUAGUGCGAAAGGAUUCCAGUAUUACUUCUUGUUCUGUUAAAAAUAAGUUAGUCCUAAUUUAAAUAUGCAGCAGUCCAGCGUGGCUGACUAUACUUUGUCUAUGUGUUUUCAUUUUAUUUGAUAGUUUCUUGUGUACAGAAUUUGUAAACUUAAGAAAAAUGGGCAAAAACAAGAAGUUGAUUUGGUUUUGCUGAUAUACAAAAGCCUUGUCUGGAUUUUGUUCAUAUGUAUAGAAGGUGCUACAUCCUUCUGACCGGAACUUAUAGAAAUGUAAAGAGACCAUAAGAAGGAUUUAAAAAAAAAAGAAACUAAUUGCUAAUACUUUUCAUGGUGAAGAUGUAUACAGAAAUGUUCUAUUUUGCAAGAAAAACUAUCUGGCAGGUUUGCCAGCCUAUCAAUCGUUUAUUUUUUGCUGCAAUAAUUACGCCCAAUAAAAGCUGGACUGCUUUCGAACAAUCAACGAUAGACAAACAAACAAACAAAAAAAAUCAGAAACAAGGACCUCACAUUGACCUCUUCACAAAAUCCCCCUACUCCUCUUUUCCUCUGAACAAUCAGGACCUUGAUGUCAUGUUUGGGCACACAUGAGUGGGCAUACAGUGUGUCAAAAUUAAGAUGUGAAUCUAUAAUUGACCAAUUAAAAAUAGAGAAAAAAACAUUUUGCUCAAAUAUAUAUGGGUGGUGUAUGCACUCAUCCUUCUAUUUGCACAAUCCGUUCUAUGGAUGUCAAUCACUCCGGGCUGUGAAUAUGUAGGACCCUUUUCCUAAAGAGCAAUAACUCCUCUCUCAUACUCCCCUUUCAAAUCUUCAGAACAGGGUAGCAUUGUUAACUUAAGACACACGAUAUGUUGCUUUUUAUUGUUGAUCAUGACGAAAAAUCAUCUCUGUAGAUGCAACCCAUUCCAGCUCAGACUGCUGUUGUCCCUACAGUACAGUGUGAUGUUGAGUUUGGACUCACAGCACUGACUGAAAAAUGUGAAGAAAGGAAUCCUUUUAGAGUUCUUACAUUUGCUGCAAUUUCAAGCACUUACAGUUUGCAUUAAAAAAACAUUUUACAUCAGUUAAGUUAUUGUGGAAUCCCCAUCCUUGUAAAGGGACGUGUUCAAACAUGAUAUUUUAAGGAUUUUCAACAUAAAUUAACUAUUCUUCAGAUGUUACACUUACAGUUUGUCCUCAAUUGCACAAAUUAAUUAGCACAGGAUCCUACGCGCAACUAAAUUAAUCAUUCAAUGGUACUGCUUUACAACUUCCUUUUUCUCUAUUGUGUUUAAUUUAAUUUAUUUAGGAGAAUAAUUUGUUUAUUUUGCUGUUAAAUUACACGAUUUUGAGGACUUUGACCUAGCACUAAAAUGGAAGAUCUAACUUUGAGGUUCAGGCUGGAUUUUUUUGCACUGUGGCCAAAUUUUUGACUUUUCUCACACGAAAACUAUUCAGAAAAAAUAACGUAAAAAGGUGUUUUCUUGCUUUAGUUCAAGAUUUUCCUAUUAACACUGAAAAUAUUUUUGACUUUAUUGAGAAUUAUAAAUCAUGAUAAGUUCUCGUAUUUCUGCUUCAAGCUGUCAGCGAGUCUUUUAUCUGUUCCUUCCAAAGUGCAGCGACUUCCCCACAACCCCAGACAGGCCCACGGAUUAGAGGCACUGGCUCUUUAAGACAAUCACUUGCUCAUUAAGGCUUGAAUCUCUCAGGGAGCAAUUUUUUCUGACUUUGCAUUAAAGGGUAUAAUAUUUUUGCAAAUUUACUAAAAAAAAAAAAGCAGAUUAUUAAAUAACUUUUUAGGAUGAAAAAUUGGCAUAUAUAAAUAUAUGCCAGCAAUGGAAUCUGCCCAGACAAGGCUUUGAUAGAGUGUGUGUGUGUGUGUGUGUGUAGAGCAUGAAUUCACUGUCCAAAUCUCACCAGAGAGAUCAUGUGAAAAAACAUCUUUAAAUUGCAAAAAAUUGAAAACAAGCAGAUGAGAAGUGAUUUUGCUCUUGUCAAAUAUGUACAAUCACAUUUGCUGCCUCAGAAGCAGCUCCGGGGACAGCGAGGGAAGUUAACCAGUAAUCUGUUAUUUAAACACAACAGCCCAGGGACAGUGAAUUCUAACUCUUGCUAUGACACUUUUGCGUGAGACAUUUUUGUUUUCCCUCGUUAGACUGUGAAUCAAAGGGGUGGAAUUGGGUUGUGAGGGGAAAUGUGCUGGCAAGAAAGAGGCAACACUGUAAGUAAGAUGCUGUAGCAAUAACUGGCAGUUUACUCCUGUCAUGUUUGCAUUGUAAGAUUAUUUUUUAUUUUAUGACUAUUUACUAUUAUUAUUGUUCUUAUUAUGACUACUAUUCUUCUGAUACUAUUAGCCUAUUGUUGUUCUGUUCUAUUUGCAUGACGUUUCAUUGAAUUGAAACAUUCGGGGCUUAUUUGUGUUUUUCUCCUCUAGUGAUACUGUGGGUUUUGGCAGGGAGGGAAAAGGGUUAGGGGCAAACUCCACAUCACUUGAGUCAGUUUGAAGCUUUUUUUUUUUUUUUGCAAGCUGAACAAUAUUUUUUAAUAAAAUGCUCUAAUUUAUACACAACCAAUUUUAAAAUUUGUUGUUGCUUUUGAUUUUUUUUUUUUUUUUUACCCCUUUCAUCUCUGAAUGUGUGAAUUGAUGAUCGGCCCUUCUGAACUGGCCUUAUUCAGCUGGAUUGGAGAUCCUAUACCUGCUGUGAAGUGUGUGAAUGUUACAGAGUAGCCUGUUCGGUGUGAGCGGCUGAAUGCAUCAUGCGCCUUUCACGCUCCAUCGCGGCAGAAUAGCAUAACAGAGCGCACAACGGGGAUUGUCGUUCUCUGUGACGAACUGCUCAGACAUUUUUAAUACACUCGGUUUGAAAAGCAUUUCAUACACUCGGUCAAAUACACUCCAAACCUCCAUCAGCCUUUCCUAAUAAAACUUGUCUGCGUGUGUGUUUGUGAGACAAAAAAAUAAAAAAAGAGAGAUGUUUGUUGUACCAAUGCUUUGUAAACUUUCUUAAUGCAUUACAAAUGUGUGCAAAUGGGGUAGUGUUGGAAAUUGUUAAUUUAUUGUUUAGAAUGUCUUUGCGUCCCAGAAAGAGCAAAUAAAACUAAAUGUAGCAAACUGUACCCUGAACCUGAAAGGAACUUGGGCUACAGAACCUCUUUUACACAGGACUGACAAGACAAAACGAGAAGAUGAAAAAUAUAUAUUCAAGAAAAAAAAGAAAAAAAAAAUGUUCUUUGUUUUUUUAAGUGCCAUAGCUAGUGAGGAGGGAAAGGAUUGGAUAAGUGGGCACAGAUGCUUUACUGUGAGUUUACAAGAGAAAACCAAUCAUAAAAGGGGAACUCCAAUGAACAUGUGUUUUGAUUACAAUGACUUUUUUUUUCAUUUUGUGGUUUUCUGAUUUUGUGGGGACUCUGCAGGAUUCUGAACUCUGACUCUGAAUUAAAGCCACAACCUCUGCUGUAGCUUUUUGUUGUUGCUCAGAGAGGAAGGAGUGUUCAUAUGCAAGUAUUUUGUAGAGUCAGAAACACCUAAAACUGAAGGAUCAGAUGGGUUGAAGUUCAGAGCUAUGCAGGGGCCUUAGCAAGUCCUCCUUUUAGAUGUAUAUACAAUGUGAAGGUAAUUUUUGUUAAAUUCUAUAUUUUAUCGCUUUUGUAGACAUUUUGUUGUGGGAAGAAAAAAAUAAAAGAAAUUUUAUGGGUGCA
Molecule: messenger RNA, 6078 nt
Organism: Oryzias melastigma (Indian medaka)
Lineage: Eukaryota; Metazoa; Chordata; Actinopteri; Beloniformes; Adrianichthyidae
Gene: rorb
Product: RAR-related orphan receptor B
Exons: 10
Coding region: 486-1904 (472 amino acids)
Biological process (GO): regulation of transcription by RNA polymerase II
Cellular component (GO): nucleus
Molecular function (GO): zinc ion binding; RNA polymerase II cis-regulatory region sequence-specific DNA binding; nuclear receptor activity
Source: RefSeq, a predicted model, not a curated record